GCACUUGAAAUGAUUAAUCAAAAGCCACCAAAAAAGAUUCUUCCUUUAUCCUUCUUCUCAGAAUCCGAAACCCUUUGCUGCAAAUGCUUCAAGCUCUCCUCCUUCCUUCUCCUUCCACCCUCCUCCACCAUCCACCAUCUUCUUCCCGACUUUUCCUUCUCCAAAACCCCAAUUUUUUCUCCCCUUUAUCUGCCCACUCCAAUGUCCAUUUUCGGCCAUUGUUAGCAGCGCGAGAACCCUUAAGUACCACCACAGCAGAAGCUGAAGAAGAAGAAGGAAACGAUCCCAUCGAGUUGCCACCAUCUUAUUCGUCUUUCUCUUCUUCUUCUCCGCUCCAAACAGCCACCACUGUUUUGCUCUCCGGUGCCAUCGCCGCCUUCCUGUUUCGUUCCAUUAGACGACGUGCUAAGCGCGCUAAAGAGCUCAGAUUGAGAUCAUCGGGGACGAAGAAAUUAUUGAAGGAAAAGUCACUGAACAAGUUGAAAGCAAUGGGGUCUGCUUCAGUUAAAACCAAAUCAUCGAAACCAACACCAGUUGAUGCAUUGCUGGGAAGCUUGAUUGCCGGUGUCAUUACUGUUUUUCUCUUUAAGUUCACCACUACCAUUGAGGCAGCUCUUAGCCGCCAGACAAUCUCUGAUAAUUUCUCGGUUCGUCAGAUAACAAUAACUAUCAGGACUAUUGUGAAUGGAUUGUGCUACCUUGCAACAUUUGUUUAUGGCUUCAACUCUCUUGGUUUGUUCCUUUAUUCUGGCCAACUCGCCCUGAGUCCAAUCAUGGAAGGUUCCAUGAUUAAUGAAAAUGAGAAUAAAGGUGAGCAGAAUGUUGGCUCACUGAGUUCAGUGAAACAAAAUGCUGUGGAAGGGACUGAGUUGACUAAUAGCAGGGAAAGGGAGGAUCGGAACCCAGAUGAUAAACAAUAAAAAUGGAGAUUGUGUUCGUGUUUGUGUUAUUUUCUCGUAUAUAAUCUAUGCUCGAAUCUCAUGUUAUGUAUAUUUGACAU
Hibiscus syriacus is the source of this 1000-nucleotide messenger RNA. RefSeq lists its product as uncharacterized. The transcript is spliced from 4 exons. Gene Ontology annotation, cellular component: chloroplast thylakoid membrane. Lineage: Eukaryota; Viridiplantae; Streptophyta; Magnoliopsida; Malvales; Malvaceae. Bases 84 to 920 code for a protein of 278 amino acids. The record is from RefSeq and is a predicted model, not a curated record.